This is a messenger RNA of Capsaspora owczarzaki ATCC 30864, 1318 nucleotides long. RefSeq names its product choline/ethanolamine kinase. The record is from RefSeq and is a predicted model, not a curated record. The coding region runs from base 81 to 1151 and encodes 356 amino acids. The transcript is spliced from 7 exons. NCBI's taxonomy places the organism in Eukaryota, Filasterea, Ministeriida, Capsasporidae. Gene Ontology annotation, molecular function: ethanolamine kinase activity. Gene Ontology annotation, biological process: phosphatidylethanolamine biosynthetic process. Gene Ontology annotation, cellular component: cytoplasm.
GUCUCAGUCUUUUUUCAUUUCAUUGUAUUUCUGUUACCGCGUCCAGUCCAGGCAAUCCACAUCACCAACCACCAACCACCAUGAAGAAGACCGAGUCGCGCAAUGAUCUGGAGCGCAAUGUGGUUGCCAACCUGCCGUUUGUCGACUACACGAUCGACCACAGCAAAUUGCUGGAGGGUGCCCAGUUUAUCAUCUCGCAAAUCAAGCCAUACUGGCCCAAGGAGCAGACCAAGUUCAAGCAGUUCCACGGCGGAAUGACCAACAAACUCAUGCUCUGCUAUCUGGAUGGCACUGAGGAGAAGGCCCUCGUUCGCGUGUAUGGACACAAGACCGAGUACCUGAUCGAUCGCGAGCAAGAGAUGGUGAACAUUUGCUCGCUCAAGAAGAACAACAUCGGGCCGGAGGUGUUUGGCCGCUUCCAGAACGGCUACUGCUACGGCUACUUGCAGGGCGAGCCCUUGGAUGUCGAAAUGAUGCGAGACGCGCACAUUUCGCGCCUCACAGCUCGCAAGCUUGCCAGCUGGCAUCAAACUCACAUUCCCGGCGACACGACGCCGAUGCUCUUCAACACCUUGGAGAAGUGGAUGUCUAUCAUUCCCGAAUCAUUCGAGGACAACCCAACGAAGGACAAAAAGUACAAGGAAAAAUUCAGCCUCCCCCAAAUCCGACAAGAGUUGCAGCAGCUCCGAACGGUGUUGGAGGGUCUGAACUCGCCCAUUGUUUUCUCGCACAACGAUUUGCUGUGCAAGAAUGUGCUCUUCCACGCCGAGUCUGACGCGGUUCACUUCAUUGACUACGAGUACGCAAACUACAGCUACCGUGGCUUUGACAUUGGCAACCACUUUUGCGAGUUUGCGGGCAUGGACGACCCUGUAGACUAUGGCCGCUAUCCAGGCCGGGCCUUCCAGAUGGUUUGGCUGCGACAGUACAUUGCUGGCGCGCAAGGCAUCACCGACGCUGAGGUCACCGAGCAGCAGGUCGAGGCCAUGUACCGCGAGGUCAACAAGUUUGCUUUGGCCGCCCACUUUUACUGGGGCUCGUGGGCACUGGUGCAAGCUCGCUUCUCCGACAUUGAUUUCGACUACCUCGACUAUGCCCUGCUCCGCUUUGCCGAGUACUUCCGUCGCAAGGACGAGUUCCUCGCGCUUUGAGACACAAAACUCCUCAUCGCCAUUGUGUCUCGCCGCAGAUGUUAUUUGUUACUGCCUUGUCCCUUCCUUUUUCUUUUCUUCUUCUUCUUCUUUUUCUUUGUUUUUUUAUCUUGUACUAUAUUGUUGUCUGAGAGUCGCAAUGUAGUUUGAAUUCUAUCGUUCCAGUC